Messenger RNA from Lipotes vexillifer (Yangtze River dolphin), 1878 nucleotides. It is a transcript of the gene KCNK5, whose product is annotated as potassium two pore domain channel subfamily K member 5. Gene Ontology annotation, cellular component: plasma membrane. Gene Ontology annotation, biological process: potassium ion transmembrane transport; stabilization of membrane potential. Bases 149 to 1648 code for a protein of 499 amino acids. Gene Ontology annotation, molecular function: outward rectifier potassium channel activity; potassium ion leak channel activity. The record is from RefSeq and is a predicted model, not a curated record. Lineage: Eukaryota; Metazoa; Chordata; Mammalia; Artiodactyla; Lipotidae. The transcript has 5 exons.
GGAGCGGCGCCGGGUUGAACGGGGCACUGCGCAUGCGGAGCUCCAAAUUCAAACAGCUGUUUCCAGAGGCUGGAGGGCGGGUGGGACCGGGAGCCGCGGGGGUUAGCUGAGGCAUUCUCCUUCUCCAGGAGGUGGCCUCUCGGGAGCCAUGGUGGACCGGGGCCCUCUGCUCACCUCGGCCAUCAUCUUCUACCUGGCCAUCGGGGCGGCGAUCUUUGAGGUGCUGGAGGAGCCGCACUGGAAAGAGGCCAAGAAAAACUACUAUACGCAGAAACUGCAUCUGCUCAAGGAGUUCCCGUGCCUGGGCCAGGAGGGCCUGGACAAGAUUCUGCAGGUGAUAUCUGAUGCUGCAGGACAGGGUGUGGCCAUCACAGGGAACCAGACCUUCAACAACUGGAACUGGCCCAACGCAAUGAUUUUUGCAGCCACGGUCAUUACCACCAUCGGCUAUGGCAACGUGGCCCCCAAGACCCCCGCCGGGCGCCUCUUCUGUGUCUUCUAUGGUCUCUUUGGGGUGCCGCUCUGUCUGACGUGGAUCAGUGCCCUGGGCAAGUUCUUCGGGGGACGUGCCAAGAGGCUGGGCCAGUUCCUCACCAAGAGAGGCGUGAGCCUGCGCAAGGCGCAGAUCACGUGCACGGCCAUCUUCAUCCUGUGGGGCGUGCUGGUCCACCUGGUGAUCCCACCCUUUGUGUUCAUGGUGACCGAGGAGUGGAACUACAUCGAGGGCCUCUACUACUCCUUCAUCACCAUCUCCACCAUCGGUUUCGGCGACUUCGUGGCCGGUGUGAACCCCAGCGCCAACUACCACGCCCUGUACCGCUACUUUGUGGAGCUCUGGAUCUACCUGGGGCUGGCCUGGCUCUCCCUCUUUGUCAACUGGAAGGUGAGCAUGUUUGUGGAGGUGCACAAGGCCAUUAAGAAGCGGCGGCGGCGCCGGAAGGAGUCCUUCGAGAGCUCCCCACACUCCAGGAAGGCCCUGCAGGUGGCAGGGGCUGCGGCGUCCCAGGACGUCAACAUCUUCAGUUUUCUGUCGAAAAAGGAGGAGACUUACAACGACCUCAUCAAGCAGAUCGGGAAGAAGGCGGUGAAGACGGGCGGGCGUGGGGAGCGGGCCGCAGGGCCGGGCCUGGGGCCCCAGGGGCCUGGGCUGACAGCCCUGCCCACCUCCCUGACCCCCUCGGUGGUCUACUCCGAGAACCGGGUGCCCAGCUUGGAAGAGGUGUCCCAGACGCUGAGGAGCAAAGGCCAUGUGUCUCGGCCGCCCGGCGAGGAGGCCGGGGCGGGGCCCCCCGAGGAGGGCUCCCCGACCUCUGAGGUGCUCGCUAACCAGCUGGACCGCAUUAGCGAGGAGGGUGAGCCGUGGGACGCCCAGGACUACCACCCGCUCAUCUUCCAGAACGUCAGCAUCACCUUUGUGAACGAGGAGGCCGGCCUCUCGGACGAGGACACCUCCAGGUCCUCACUGGAGGGCAACCUGGCUGGGGAGGAGGGGCCCCAGGAGGGGGCCACGGCCGAGGUGCCCCUGAACCUGGGCGAGUUCCCCUCGUCGGAUGAGUCCACCUUCACCAGCACUGAGUCAGAGCUCUCCGUGCCUUACGAGCAGCUUAUGAACGAGUAUAACAAGGCAAACUGCCCCAAAGGCACGUGAGGUGGGGCCGGCUCCCCACCCCACCUUCCAUGGCUUCUCUUCUCCUCAAUCUGGGGUGUCCUACUGUGGCUGGGACCCUGGCCCCUGGUGGGGUGUGGCCCUGGAACUGGGAGUAGGGGGCCAGGGGCCUUCCUCACCUUCAUCCCCUGCAGCUAGAUGCUACCGGUCAGACAUGGUGCACCCAGGACAGGGCCUCUGUUCAUCAGCGGAACGGGCACCCUGGCAGCGGG